Melopsittacus undulatus (budgerigar) is the source of this 2951-nucleotide messenger RNA. RefSeq names its product prolylcarboxypeptidase (gene PRCP). The record is from RefSeq and is a predicted model, not a curated record. Gene Ontology annotation, biological process: biosynthetic process; negative regulation of systemic arterial blood pressure; proteolysis. NCBI's taxonomy places the organism in Eukaryota, Metazoa, Chordata, Aves, Psittaciformes, Psittaculidae. Gene Ontology annotation, molecular function: iron ion binding; dipeptidyl-peptidase activity; oxidoreductase activity.
GGUUUUAUGUGGGAUGUGGCUGAAGAACUUAAUGCCAUGUUGGUAUUUGCUGAACAUAGAUAUUAUGGAGAAUCUUUGCCAUUUGGGAAUGAGUCUUUCAGUGAUUCCAAGCAUCUGAAUUACCUGACAUCAGAACAAGCUCUGGCAGACUUUGCAGUACUCAUUGAGUACUUAAAGACGACCAUUGCAGGAGCCCGUUACAGCCCUGUCAUAGCUAUAGGAGGAUCUUAUGGAGGAAUGCUUGCAGCCUGGUUUAGGAUGAAGUACCCCCAUAUGGUAGUUGGAGCCCUGGCAGCCUCUGCCCCCAUCUGGCAGUUUGGUGAUUUGGUUCCAUGUGGCACUUACUUCAGCAUAGUGACCAAUGAUUUCAGAAAGAGUGGGACAGGCUGUGCAGAAAGUAUCCGGAAUUCCUGGAAUGCCAUUAACAACCUUUCCGUAACAGAUGCAGGUUUACAGUGGCUUUCAAAGGCAUUCCUGUUGUGCAGCCCAUUAAGAAGUUCCCAGGAUGCUGUUCUACUGAAAAACUGGCUGAGUGAAACAUGGGUAAACUUGGCUAUGGUGAACUACCCCUACAAAGCUGACUUCUUGCAGCCUCUGCCAGCUUGGCCUAUACAGGAAGUCUGCAAGUUCUUGAAGGAUCCCAGUCUCCCCGACAAGCUGUUGCUGCAGAAUGUUUUCCAGGCAGUAAAUUUGUACUACAAUUACUCAGGAGGAGUCUCAUGCUUAGAUAUGUCUGAGACUGCAACAAAGAGUCUGGGCCAGAUGGGUUGGUACUAUCAGGCUUGCACUGAGAUGGUGAUGCCCAUGUGCACAGAUGGUGUCAAUGACAUGUUUGAGCCUCAGAAAUGGGACUUUGAUGCACUUUCAGAAGAAUGUUACAGGCUGUGGAAUGUGAGGCCUCGCCCCUCUUGGAUUCUGUCUAUGUAUGGAGGGAAAAACAUCAGUUCACACAGCAACAUUGUCUUCAGCAACGGUGGCCUGGACCCAUGGUCUGCAGGUGGGGUGACCCAGAACAUCAGUGAUUCUCUCAUAGCAAUUGUGAUCCCCGAUGGAGCCCAUCACCUGGACCUGCGCAGCCGCAACCCUUUGGACCCAAAAUCAGUGCAGCAAGCUCGAGCCUUGGAAAUCUGCUACAUGAAGCAGUGGAUUAAAGAGGCCAGGCACAGCCACUGAAGUGGUACUGCAGCAGCUGUGACCACUGUACCUCUGCUGGCUAUGCUGGGAUUAGGGCCAGGCCCUAUCACAUGGUCAUUGGAACAUUUCACUCCUGCUUCCUUGCCUGUGUUGCAGUGCUAACCAUUGCUUGUGCCCAUGAGAAGCAGGCAGCAGACAGAUGGAGAGCAUUCUCAGAUAACAGAUUUCAGCCAAAGUGCAAGGGUUGAGCUGCCUGCUCUGGCUUGCUUUCCUCUUCUGCUCUUCUCAAAUGCUGUCCUUUACCAUGAAGUAAAGAGCUCUUGUUCUAGGGUUGAUGCCUUCCUCACUGUGCUAAGUGGUUGUCCUGGCUGCUCAUAUAUACAGCUGAUUUAAAUGGCAGUGCUGUUGAUGAUGAAACUCCUGCUGCCUUCAGUGGCAUUGGAUUUCAGACAUCUUCAGCUGCUGUAAACCAUCAGGAGCAGGGGAGCAGAAAUCACAUCUUAAUGUGAUGCUUGGUAGAGAAGGCAUAGGGGAACUGGCCCUGCUGUUUGUAAAGAAAUCAAACAGUCCUUCCCCUUGGGAAUCAACACUGGAAAAGAAGUCAAUAUUUCCUUUUUCCUUAGUUUUAUGGCAGCUUAUUGGUCAAAGCUGCCUCAGGUGGAUUUUCCAUUCUGUGCUGUACCAAAUGGUCAGGGCUGGGCCCAGACUCACUCUGCUGAUAACUGGCUGAGCAUGCACAAUCUGCAGCAGCAUUUUGUUUCUGCCUUUGCUUGUUUGUCCCCAUUCCAAAAUAUCUGCCACUGUGAUGAUGGUUGCCAAAGAAAACUCUGGGUAUAUCUUGUGUGUGUGUGUCCCACAAGCACUCAGUUCUUUCAAGCCAGGAAGCUUUCGAAGCUAUUCUCUUGAGCAAACGUGACACUUGUGCUGGCUACAUCUUAUGAAGUGACAAAUAAUAGGGGCUGUGCCUUGUGUGGGUUCUUCCCUCCCCCCCACUUUGUGCAUUGUUCCCAUUCUGCAUGAUCUGUUUGCUGAUGGCUCCUCAAUAAAAGCCUUCCUAAAUGAAAAUUGUUUGCAGGACAAACUAUUGAAAGCUCAGAGCGCAGCUUUCCCCUUGGAGCAGCGUGGAGCCCGAUGCUGAGCUCACCCAGCCAGGUGCACUGGUCCUUCUGUAAGGCUUCCAAACUGCCCUGAUUCAUGGGACAGCAUAUUUGACAUUAAUAAAUGGCUGGGGCAGUCCCCUUGUCUUCCAGCUUUGGCUGCGCUCACACUGAAGCCCUUCUACAGAAAGGAGUCUUGGCAGCUUAAAGGGCAACUCUGUUUCAGAAAGACUCAGGCAAUGCUUCUUGUCCCCAGGCUCUUAAAAUUCCAGUUCUAUGGAAAAGUUCUCUCAGCUUUGACACACUUUGAUAGUUGAGUGUUUUCCUAACAUGGCCUUUUCUGUUUCCAGCCUUUUCCUAUCCUCUAGGAACGAAGUGAACCCAACACUGGAAUUUUACCUUUUAAAACCCUCCUGUGCAUCUUCUUUCCAACCAAGUUCCUGGCAUUCCCUUGUCUUGUUUUCUGCAAUCAGCAUCUCUCAUGCUCUUGAGCAAGGUAAUUACUAUGGAGAAAAAGAGCAGGAAGGAACUACAGGGAGAUAAGGAAGGGUUAUGUGGAAGUUGCCUGCUGACUGAAAGCUGUUGGUAAUCCCUUUUCCUGUGGUUCCAGUUCUUGGUUCUCUGCUGUAAAUGUGCCCCAGUCUCUCACAUUUGUACUUUCUAACAACAUGGGGGCUUGAAUUUUUUUCUUUAAACCAAUAAAAAAUACCAUUUUCUUAA